This is a messenger RNA of Callithrix jacchus (white-tufted-ear marmoset), 4645 nucleotides long. It is a transcript of the gene POC1B, whose product is annotated as POC1 centriolar protein B. The record is from RefSeq and is a predicted model, not a curated record. Gene Ontology annotation, molecular function: protein binding. Gene Ontology annotation, biological process: cilium assembly. NCBI's taxonomy places the organism in Eukaryota, Metazoa, Chordata, Mammalia, Primates, Cebidae. Gene Ontology annotation, cellular component: centriole; ciliary basal body.
AAAUUACGAAAGCCGAGGCUCAUCCUCGCACCUGCCUGCUCUUUGCCAGCAGGCGGGGCACGGGAAAGUGCAUUUCAAAGGGGCCGCGGUUCCUGCGAUGCGCUGGACUCUGCGGUCCCUGUGGGGAGACCUAGUGCCGGCGUCGCCCUGUGGCGGGACUGAGCGCGGCGCCCGUGCUACUGUCCUGCCCUGCCAAGUCGCCGCCUGCGUGGCCGUUCCGAGGCUGGGCCCCGUGGGAGUGGCAGCGUCGAUCCCGGCCCCCAGAAUUCGAGGUGUGCGGCCACUUUCAAAACUUGACAACUUUCCUUUCCAGGAGGACCCCGUUCUGGAGCGUUAUUUCAAAGGCCACAAAGCUGCGCUCGCCUCCUUGGACUUCAGCUCCAACGGCAAGCAACUCGCUACUGCUUCUUGGGAUACCUUUCUCAUGCUAUGGAAUUUCAAGCCACAUGCUAGAGCUUACAGAUAUGUGGGUCACAAGGAUGUUGUAACCAGCGUGCAGUUUUCUCCACAUGGAAACUUAUUGGCAUCUGCCUCACGAGACAGAACUGUGAGACUCUGGAUUCCUGAUAAGAGAGGAAAGUUCUCAGAAUUUAAAGCUCAUACAGCUCCAGUUCGAAGUGUAGACUUUUCAGCUGAUGGCCAGUUUCUAGCUACAGCUUCUGAGGACAAAUCCAUAAAAGUAUGGAGCAUGUAUCGCCAGUGCUUCCUGUAUUCCCUGUAUCGACAUACACACUGGGUACGCUGUGCCAAAUUUUCACCUGAUGGAAGACUAAUUGUAUCAUGUAGUGAGGAUAAAACUAUUAAAAUUUGGGAUACCACAAAUAAGCAAUGUGUUAAUAACUUCUCAGAUUUCAUUGGAUUUGCAAAUUUUGUGGACUUUAACCCUAGUGGUACAUGCAUAGCUUCAGCAGGUUCUGAUCAAACUGUGAAAGUCUGGGACAUAAGAGUGAACAAAUUACUACAGCAUUAUCAAGUUCACAGCGGUGGAGUUAAUUGCAUAUCAUUCCAUCCUUCGGGUAACUAUCUCAUCACAGCUUCUUCAGAUGGUACCCUUAAGAUUCUGGACCUCUUAGAAGGAAGGCUCAUCUAUACACUUCAAGGACAUAUGGGGCCUGUCUUUACUGUUUCAUUUUCAAAAGGUGGAGAGCUGUUUGCAUCUGGAGGUGCAGACACACAGGUCUUAUUAUGGAGGACUAACUUUGAUGAAUUACAUUGUAAAGGUCUUAAUAAAAGAAAUCUCAAAAGAUUGCAUUUUGAUUCACCACCUCAUCUUCUCGAUAUCUACCCAAGAACACCACAUCCCCAUGAGGAAAAAGUUGAGACUGUUGAAGGGAAAACUGGGUCCUCAAGAAAAAAAUCAAGGCUGUCUCUCCUCAGGAUGUUGUGGCGCCGUGGCUUCCCUUUGGCAGGGGAAGAUGUGACGCUGAGCUAAAGAGAGGCGUGGAGGAGUACCCAGAGGCUUGGUGGACUCAGAAGGUGGCUUGCUGCUGAGGUCGGAGUUGAGCCGUUCUAGCUCAGGAAGCAGGAUCACUGAGGGGUGCAGCUGGGGGACCAUAAAGUAGUUUUGGAAGCAUAUAGACUAGACCAAACACAGUUUUCAUUUAUGGGAACACUGAUUUACUCUUUGAUACAAUGAGUACUUAUUGUAUGUGUCCAUGAUAGGCCAGGCAUACAAAGAUGAAUAAGACAUGGUUCUUCCUCCAGGGACUUCAAUGUCUAUUGAGGAAGAGAGAUUAAUUAACAAGCCAUUGGAGUAAAUACCAUAAACUAUAUUUGCCACUGCACUUAGAUGACCCUUCUAUAAUCAACAUAUCAUAGGAAGAUGUUGAUUUUUGACAACUCAGUAACCGUUCCACCUUGAUUUCCCUUUGAAGGAUUCUGCUGAGUUGUUAAAUCUAGAUUCCCUGACCCCUUACUCACCAAGAAACAGCCACCUGACCCAAGCCGGAACAACGCUUACUCCCUGGAGUGAAGAAAGAAGGUGGAAAGAUGGAGAAAUGGUGGAAGAGCAUUCAUUCUGGGCAGGGCAUUGACAACACUGUUGAAUAUUCUAGCCCUACCCAUCCCUACCGGGCCCAUUUUUACCAAUUUCUGAGACUUCUGGUCCAUCCUGAGAGCAGACAGAAAUCCUCCCAGUAAAUCCCACCAUUAAACAAUGAACAGACAACAAACAUUGCUUUGGUGAGAUACGGGGAGUUGAAGACUGAAAGCAGGGAGACCAGUUAGUGGCCAUUGCAAUAAACCAGAUGAGUAUGGCAAGAGACUGAACUCCAUGACUGGAGAGAUGGGUGAAGGGAAGACAGAUUCCAGAAUCAGAAGAGACAGAGCUAGCUGGGACUUGGUGACUACUGGAUGGAGAAAGCCAGGAAUAUAGAAGAGUAAGAUGAAACAAAACAGGGCAGCUUAGCUCCCCUCAUUUCCUUUUUGUUGGUCUAGAAGUUACGUUCUCACUUGGCCUUGAUUUUGGCAGCAUUUUCUUUCUUGCUAAGGCUAAUUUCAUAUACCUGUACCUUCCCAGCCCUGAGAGGUACACGUCGCUUCCUCCUAAAAAAUUAUCUCCAUUAUCUAGGAAACUUGGCAGGGAUACCAAAUCCUCUUUUCAUCUUGUGUCCUAGAGCCCAGGAUAUAUGUUCAAGUAGAUUCUUGGAAAUAGUCCUGGAUAGUGCAUAGUACUCUAACAUCAACAAGCACACUUGAAUGAUGACAGUGUGUCACAGGAUGCUUACUAAGUUUGUGAUUGCAUUUACAUGAUCAACUACGUGACCACAGCCCACGCAGUUCACACAACCUCACCACACCUUCCCUAUAGGGAUUCUCAGUGUGUUCUGUGCUAUCAGCUCUGCUACGGAGUAAAGGUGCUCAAGUACUUGUGGUAAUGUGGAAAGAAUUCAGUAGCACUUGAGCAUGCAGAGCUGGACCUGAUGGACUGCGCUCUUUACUCAAAAGGCACACACAGGGCACAGGCAGACAGCAACCUCUAUGAGUCAGAGCCCACUUGGCCUACUUGUCCUUUGCACCAUGUCUUUUGAACUAAUAAAUACAGUAAUACCCAUAACUGCAAUGUUUUAUCUGAAGGAAAAUAAGCCAGUAGCAAAGUUGUGCAAGACACUGAACAAGCAUCUAUAAGAACCAAGGACUCCACUCUCUCUAGGAAGCCCUAAACUCUGAAUUUGGGGAGCUCACCUUUGAGAUAGAAAAAAUUGUUAAUUGAUAAUGGCUUUUGUUGAGUCUUUCUCUAGUUUCUCAUGCUAGGAGAUAUUUUGGAACAUGGGUACUUAAAAAUAUAUUUUAACAAACAAAUUAGUAAUACUAGAAUAUUUCCUGGGUGAUCUUUUGAAGGAUUAAAGAAAGGUAUUGAUAUGUUCUGGCUGGGAGUGUUGGCUCACACCUGUAAUCCCAGCACUUUGGGAGACUGAGGCAGGUGGAUCAUGAGGUCAGCAGAUUGAGACUAUUCUGGCUAACAAGGUGAAACUCCAUCUCUACUAAAAAUACAAAAAAGUAGCUGGGUGUGGUGGCAUGCACCUGUCAUCCCAGCUACUUGGGAGGCUGAGGCUGGAGAAUCGCUUGAACCCAGGAGGUAGAGGUUGCAGUGGGCCAAGAUCGCAACACUGCACUCCAGCUUGGGUAACAGAGAGACUCCAUCUCAAAAAAAAAAAGGUAUUGAUAUGUUCUGAUAGCUUUUGGAAUCCCUGAAUUUUAAAAAUCAUGUGAUUGAAUAAUCCCAUUAGGUAGGGUUGUGCAAGUAAACCAUAUGCUAUGGACAGUCAGGCUGUAAAGGAAAUCUUUUUUUUUUUUUUCCUGAGAUGGAGUCUCACUCUGUCACCCAGGCUGGUGUGCAAUGGUGUGAUCUUGGUUCACUGUAACCUCCACCUCCUGGGUUCAGCUGACUCUCCUGUCUCAGCCUCCUGGGAUGACAGGCACACACCACUAUGCCUGGCUAAUUUUUUGUAUUUUCAGCAGAGAUGGGGAUUCACCAUGUUCCCCAGGUGAGUCUCAAGCUCCUGAGCUCAGGCAAUCCACGUGCCUGGGCCUCCGGAAUUGUUAGGAUUACAGGCCUGAGCCGCCGUGCCCGGCCAGGAAAUCUUAACAUAUAAUAGAUGGAGAAACAAAAAGGGCUCAUAAUUUAUCCUCUCACUUUUUGCUAGGUGAUUAGAUAACUGUAUAUGUUACAGCUUGAUCACCUGUAUUUUAUUUCAAGUAAAUUUUCUUCAGUUUCUUUGCCAGCAAACUAUACUGGAUAGAAGUGCCUCAAAAUCAAUUUAUCCUGCUUCACCAGUUUUAUGCAUUUUAGAUUUAAGGAAACAACAAUUAGAAUAUUUUCAAUGAUGAAAAGAGCUCCAUUAAGCUGCCACAAAUGUCAAAAGUUCCUGGCUAUGCUAACACUUAUGUAAUUGUUCUGGAAACCCCACGCACCGGAAUAGACCUACAACACCAGGCAUGACUCACUGAAUAUUUCUAAGCACACACUCUCUCUAAAAUGAUCUCCAGUUGGGAUUUACUUUUUCAAAGAAAAAAAAAAAAGACAAAAUAUGGUACAUCGAAUCCCAAAGUUUUUUCUGUGAUUUUUUUUUUUUUUUUUUUUUUUGGAAAAAUACUGUUGCCUCACACAAGAGCAUUAGAAGAUGCUGCUGUUUUCAUUAAUAAA